AUGCAGCCCCUCGCCAGCACCCCACAGCGCUCCCGGCUGGUGCUGAGCAUCGCCGGCCAUGAUGCUGAGCUGUUUGCAGAGGGGGGCGGCGUGCCCUGCUCUGAGGCCCCUGCUCUCUUCCAGAUCGCCAUCUUCGAGCAGGAGAACUUCCAGGGCCGGUGCCAUGAGCUCAGUGGUGCCUGCCCCAACCUGAAGGAAGCUGGUGUGGAGAAAGUGGGCUCCAUCCUCGUGCACUCUGGACCGUACGUGCCGGGGGGGGGGUGGGUGGGAUACCAGUACCCUGGCUACAGGGGCUACCAGUACCUGUUUGAAAAGGGGGACUACAAGGACAGCUCAGAUUUUGGUGCUCAGCACCCCCAGAUCCAGUCGGUCAGGCGCAUCCGGGACAUGCAGUGGCACCAGCGCGGCGCCUACCACCCCACCAACUAG
Molecule: messenger RNA, 429 nt
Organism: Pygoscelis adeliae (Adelie penguin)
Lineage: Eukaryota; Metazoa; Chordata; Aves; Sphenisciformes; Spheniscidae
Product: beta-crystallin B2-like
Exons: 3
Coding region: 1-429 (142 amino acids)
Biological process (GO): visual perception; lens development in camera-type eye
Molecular function (GO): structural constituent of eye lens
Source: RefSeq, a predicted model, not a curated record